Messenger RNA from Paraglomus brasilianum, 1652 nucleotides. The record is from the annotation of a GenBank genome assembly. Lineage: Eukaryota; Fungi; Glomeromycota; Glomeromycetes; Paraglomerales; Paraglomeraceae.
AUCCUGUCGGCUAUCUACAUGCGCUAUGCCAACGGAUAAGUCAAGUUGCAGACACUGAUGACCACUUCAAUUACUUGACUAUCAUCCAGUCAUCAGGGUAUGGAAAGACAAGGGCAGGCUGUGAACUUGCAGCUGAAUUUCCCUUUGUGUAUGUCUGUUUUCGCGAAAGUGGCUCAACUGGAUACCCUCUGGCCACCCUGAAGAGUAUGGAUAUGCUAAGAAACAUAAAUGCAGCAAAGGAUGUAGAUGAAGCUGAAGUUGAAGCAUUGGGCUGGAUUCGAUCUAUUGUCUCGAUGUUUCAUGAGAAAAAAGAAGAAUUUUGCAAGAAGCAGCCACAAGAGAAAUAUCAACAAGCAUUGUUGAAAGACCAGCAACAAGCCACAGAUUUCUGGAACACUGUCAAUGCCAAUCAUGGAAAGGAAGAGAUGCCGCAAACUAAAGAGAAGAUAAUUCUUUUUAUCAAUGAAGCAUCUGCUCUCCUCUCUAAAAAGAAGGAUCAGGUGGAUGUUACUAAAAAAAAUCAGGCAUUUAGAGCAGUUCGGCAUGCCCUAUUCAAAUAUAAGGCUUAUGUUACUGGUCUCUUGACAGAUACGAAUUCAUUGGUUGCCAAUUUGGCACCUCAACUUGAGCAUGAUCCUUCAUGGCAAUCAGCAGAGUCCUGGGAGACAAACCAAAACAAAUUUAGGAAUAUUAUACUAUUUGCCAAGUUUAAGCUUCUUGGGGGAACAAAUCAAUGGAACCAGGAUGUUAAGAUGAAAAGAAAAGCAGUGCUUGCUCUUGGACAAGCCUUUGACACCUAUCCAUCCUCUCUUGAGGAGCUUAAGGGGCUUCUCAAGAUGCUGCCUAUCACUGAAAUUCCUGAGAAGAAAAAAGAUUCAACAAGGAGUUUAAUUGGGCAGAAAGUGAACUUUGCACUAAAAUGUCAGAGUGGAGCCCACUAUUUUUUUGGCAAAUUAGACUACAUUUUUGCAUUCACUGCUGCAGGAAAAUAUCUUCAGUUGUUCCAGCUUUUACAUGAUUACCAAACAUGGCAACCUCGAGAUCCUCAGUAUCAAGUUCGACCUGGGUUUGGUGCAUCACCAAGUACUCAUGGUGGCAACUGCCAUAAACAUUUUUUAAUGCUUCCAUCAUUUGAAGGAGUGGAUUCCUUCUACUAUACCAUUAUUACAUUUCUCCCUGAUGGAGUCCACAAGAAAAUCCAUAAUUUUGGAAUGCUAUUUAAGUAUUCCAAGAUUGAGCAUCCAUGUUCUUUGCAAAUGUUGAAAGAAGCUAUGAAAUCAGUGCUCACAGGUUUGAAUUCUCUGCACACCCAAGGCUAUGUGCACCAGGAUAUUCGUUGGGAAAAUGUGCUGCGAAGGAGGGAGGAAGAGGGAGGAGGUUGGAUGAUAAUUGAUUUAGAACAUGCUGGUCAGCCCAGACCUAUAAACUACAGGCUCCAGUAUUGGCCUCCAGGAGAUGGUGGGAAAGAAAUAGGUUCACAGCCAUACACUAAUGCCUGCAACAUGUAUCUUGUUGGUAUUGGUAAGCUCAUGGUGGACUGCUCUAAUGUGAUUUUGGAUUCGAGCAGUGAGAACUUCUUGCAGAGACUUUUAUCAGCAGUUGGCACAGACAUCUCAGUGGGAGAUGUACUCAGUGAUACAUGGUUACAAUAA